AUGAAGUGCUCCACGGAGGUGAUCGGGAUAUUACUGAUGCUCGCUUCCGGAGUUUCGGUGACCUCUCAGAUGGCCAUAAGCAAGAUGAUUGAAGAAAUGCAAUGGCCGUACUGGUAUCUCUUGGCAUCCUCCUGCUUAAUGGCCGGAGUAGUGAAUGCCCUGCAUGUGUGGUGCCUGGGCAUAGCUUGCCCCCAGCGAAAGGAUAUCAAGUGGGUACUGGCGCGAGCCGUCUUCGAAAAUUUUCACUGGAUUGGCGCCAUGCUCUCCGUGAUUGUUGGAGCAGCCCCAGGUGAUGUGGCUGCGCUUACCAGCAUUGACAUUAUUGCAGCAGCACUUUUGGGCCUAGUCUUCCUGGGAGAAAGGGUCAGCAUUCUCCAUCUCUUUGCCUUGAUCCUGUCAGUUGCCGGAGCACUCUGCAUCUCACAGCCGCAGUUUCUCUUCGGGAGCAGCCAGGGCGCCGGUGAGUCUCCGGCAGGCUACUGCAUUGCCCUCCUCUCCGGCUGCUUUCAGGCAUGCUCUUUUGUUUGCGCGCGGAAGUCGGCCCACAUCCCCGUGUCGCUGCUCUCCCUGGUUUCGCUGCUCCUCUCGGCGCCAGCAGCCUUGCUGGUUCCCCUCGUCCAGCAUGAACACAGCGCCUUUGGGGUGGUCAUGGCCAGGCCGUGGCAAGCCAUUUGGCUUCUCCUGACUCUGACGGUCUGGAUCUCCAUCUCGAUCUUGCUUCCCGCGGCAGGGGCCACAAGAUGUCCGGCAGCGGUCAGCGCGACCGUCUUCACGGCCGCAAGCAUGAUCACCGGUUACUUGGCGCAGACGGUCCUUUUCCACAAUGCCCCCAAACCCCUGAAGCUUGUCGGCGCCUUCUGCAUGCUUUGCAGCGUCGUGCUGAUGGCCAUCCGCUGCCAAGCGAAGGAAUCCGAGGAGCCGUCCUGCGCAGAGAGA
Symbiodinium necroappetens is the source of this 936-nucleotide messenger RNA. The record is from the annotation of a GenBank genome assembly. NCBI's taxonomy places the organism in Eukaryota, Dinophyceae, Suessiales, Symbiodiniaceae.